This is a messenger RNA of Equus quagga, 7503 nucleotides long. It is a transcript of the gene PDE3A, whose product is annotated as phosphodiesterase 3A. Lineage: Eukaryota; Metazoa; Chordata; Mammalia; Perissodactyla; Equidae. The coding region runs from base 150 to 3578 and encodes 1142 amino acids. The transcript is spliced from 16 exons. The record is from RefSeq and is a predicted model, not a curated record. Gene Ontology annotation, biological process: oocyte maturation; positive regulation of oocyte development. Gene Ontology annotation, cellular component: cytosol. Gene Ontology annotation, molecular function: 3',5'-cyclic-AMP phosphodiesterase activity.
CUGAAACUUUCAGUGGCUCGUGGGCCUGGGGAGAAGAAGAAGGGAUUCCGAGGGUGGGACUGGGCAGAGAGAGAGAGCGUGCGUGUAUGUGUGUGGGUCGCGGUGGGGGCGUCGGGGGGACCUCGGGGAUUCCGUGAAGAGGGCACACCAUGGCAGUGCCCGGCGAGGACGCCCGAGUCAGGGACAAGCCCGGCCACGGUGGGGCGAGUCUAGCCCCCACGGCGGGCCCGGACUGCCACCGUCGCGCGGGCCCCGCAUCGCCGCGGGACUCGGGCUGCCGCGGCUGCUGGGGAGACCUGGUGCUGCAGCCACUCCGGCGCUCCGGGAAACUUUCCUCGGCGCUCUGCGCGGGCUCCCUGUCCUUUUUGCUGGCGCUGCUGGUGAGGCUGGUCCGCGGGGAGAUCGGCUGUGACCUGGAGCCGAGUAAGGCGGCGGCGGCGGCGGAGGAGGAAGCGGCCCCGGGAGCAGGAGGGGGCGUCUUCCCGGGGCCUCGGGGAGGUGCUCCCGGGGGCGGCGCGCCGCUCAGCCCCUGGCUGCAGCCCUCGGCGCUGCUCUUCAGUCUCCUGUGUGCCUUCUUCUGGAUGGGCUUGUACCUCCUGCGCGCCGGGGUGCGCCUGCCUCUGGCCGUCGCGCUGCUGGUCGCCUGCUGCGGGGGGGAAGCGCUCGUCCAGAUUGGGCUGGGCGUCGGGGACGAGCACUUACUCUCGCUCCCCGCCGCGGGGGUGGUGCUCAGCUGCUUGGCCGCCGCGACAUGGCUGGUGCUGAGGCUGAGGCUGGGCGUCCUCAUGAUCGCCUUGACUAGCGCGGUCAGGACCGUGUCCCUCAUUUCCUUAGAGAGGUUCAAGGUCUCCUGGAGACCUUACCUGGCGUACUUGGCCGGCGUGCUGGGGAUCCUCUUGGCCAGGUACGUGGAGCAAAUCUUGCCGCAGUCCGCGGGGGCGGCUCCGAGGGAGCAUUUUGGGUCCCAGCUGAUUGCUGGGACCAAGGAAGAUAUCCCGCUGUUUAAGAGGAGGAGGCGGUCCAGCUCUGUGGUGUCCGCCGAGAUGUCGGGCUGUAGCAGCAAGUCCCACCGGAGGACCUCCCUGCCCUGCAUACCGAGGGAACAGCUCAUGGGGCAUUCAGAAUGGGACCACAAACGGGGGCCAAGAGGAUCACAGUCUUCAGGAACCAGUAUUACUGUGGAUAUUGCUGUGAUGGGCGAGGCUCACGGCCUCAUUACCGACCUCCUGGCAGACCCUUCUCUGCCCCCCAAUGUGUGCACGUCCUUGAGGGCAGUGAGCAACCUGCUCAGCACCCAGCUCACCUUCCAGGCUAUUCACAAGCCCAGGGUGAAUCCUGUCAUUUCCUUCAGUGAAAACUACACCUGUUCGGAUUCUGAAGAAAGCUCUGAAAAAGACAAGCUGGCCAUUCCCAAGCGCCUGAGAAGGAGUUUGCCCCCGGGUUUGUUGAGACGAGUUUCAUCGACUUGGACAACUACCACCUCAGCCACAGGUCUACCCACUUUGGAGCCUGCCCCAGUACGGAGGGACCGUAGUGCCAGCAUGAAACUACAUGAAGCGCCUUCAUCCAGUGCUGUUAGUCCUGAUUCUUGGAAUAACCCAGUGAUGAUGACCCUAACCAAAAGCAGAUCCUUCACUUCGUCCUACGCUGUUUCUGCAGCUAACCACGUAAAGGCUAAAAAGCCCAAUCGACCAGGUGCCCUAGCUAAAAUUUCACCUCUUUCCUCGCCCUGCUCCUCACCUCUCCAAGGGACUCCUGCCAGCAGCCCCAUCAGCAAAAUUUCGGCAGCGCAGUUUCCAGAAUCUUCCGACACAACUGCCAAACAAGGCCUAAGUUCUCACAGGGCCUUAACUUAUACUCAGAGCGCCCCUGACCUGUCUCCUCAGAUCCUGCCUCCACCUGUUAUAUGUAGCAGCUGCGGCAGACCGUAUUCCCAAGGGACUCCCGCUGAUGGGCCCCUGGAGAGAGGCAGUGCAGCCAUUCGGACUCCAGGCAGAGCAGAUGACACUGCUCAAGUUACCUCUGAUUAUGAAACCAAUAACAACAGUGAUAGCAGUGAUAUUGUACAAAAUGAAGAUGAGACUGAGUGUCCAAGAGAGCCACUGAGGAAAGCGUCGGCUUGCGGCACCUACACGCCUGAGACCAUGAUAUUCCUGGACAAACCAAUUCUUGCUCCUGAACCUCUUGUCAUGGAUAACUUGGACACAAUUAUGGAGCAGCUAAAUACUUGGAAUUUUCCAAUUUUUGAUUUGGUGGAAAAAAUAGGAAGAAAAUGCGGUCGUAUUCUUAGUCAGGUGUCAUACAGACUUUUUGAAGACAUGGGCCUCUUUGAAGCUUUUAAAAUUCCAGUUAGGGAAUUUAUGAAUUAUUUUCAUGCUUUGGAGAUUGGAUACAGGGAAAUUCCUUAUCAUAACAGAAUCCAUGCCACUGACGUCUUACAUGCUGUUUGGUAUCUGACGACACAGCCUAUUCCAGGCCUCUCAACUGUGGUUAAUGAUCACGGAUCAGCAAGUGAUUCAGAUUCUGACAGUGGAUUUACACAUGGACAUAUGGGAUAUGUAUUCUCAAAAAUGUAUAAUGUGCCAGAUGAUAAAUACGGCUGUUUGUCUGGAAAUAUCCCUGCCUUAGAGUUGAUGGCACUGUAUGUGGCUGCAGCCAUGCAUGACUAUGAUCACCCAGGAAGGACUAAUGCUUUCCUUGUGGCAACUAGCGCUCCUCAGGCUGUGCUCUAUAAUGAUCGUUCAGUUUUGGAGAAUCACCAUGCAGCUGCUGCCUGGAAUCUUUUCAUGUCCCGGCCAGAAUAUAACUUCUUAGUUAACCUUGACCAUGUGGAAUUUAAGCAUUUCCGUUUCCUUGUCAUUGAGGCAAUUUUGGCCACUGACCUGAAGAAACACUUUGACUUCGUAGCCAGAUUUAAUGCCAAGGUGAAUGAUGAUGUUGGAAUAGAUUGGACCAAUGAAAAUGAUCGUCUACUGGUUUGUCAAAUGUGUAUAAAGUUGGCUGAUAUCAAUGGGCCAGCUAAAUGUAAAGAGCUCCAUCUUCAGUGGACAGAGGGUAUUGUCAAUGAAUUUUAUGAACAGGGUGAUGAAGAGGCCAGCCUUGGGUUACCAAUAAGCCCCUUCAUGGACCGUUCUGCCCCUCAGUUGGCCAAUCUUCAGGAAUCCUUCAUCUCUCACAUUGUGGGUCCUCUGUGCAACUCCUAUGACUCAGCAGGACUGAUGCCAGGGAAAUGGGUGGAAGACAGUGAUGAGUCAGGAGAUACAGAUGACCCUGAGGAAGAGGAGGAGGACGAAGCACCAAAUGAAGAGGAAACCUGUGAAAAUAAUGAAUCUCCAAGAAAGAAAACUUUCAAAAGGAGGAAAAUCUACUGCCAAAUAACUCAGCACCUCCUGCAGAACCACAAGAUGUGGAAGAAAGUCAUUGAAGAGGAACAGCGGUUGGCGGGCAUGGAAAAUCAGUCUCUGGACCAGUGCCCCCAGCAGCAUCCCUCAGAACAGAUCCAGGCCAUCAGGGAAGAAGAGGAAGAGAAAGGGAAGUCGAGAGAAGAGGAGAUCCCCACCCCAAAGCCAAACCAGUGACAAUGGAUAGAAUGAGCUGUGUUUCCGAACCGAGUGACUUGUCACAGACUCUUUUCAAGCCAGCACAACACUUAGACACGACACUGUAGAAAUACAAGAAGAUGGGCAAAUGGUUAUCGCAUUGGGGGAUUUUUCGCAUUUUACGUGUUUAUUUUUACAGUGAGGUACCUUGUUAAAAACUCUUGCUCAGAGAAGCUUUCACAUUUGCAACACCAGCUUCUAAGGAUUUUUUUAAGGAAGAAAUAUAUAUGUGUGUAUGUAUAUAAGCUCUCACGUAGAUACAUGUAAAACAUAUUCACACACACAUACACACAUACACACUGAAAGCCAGGAAUACUGGCUCCACAAUUUAGUAACGUUCAUAGUAAGAUAUAUAGUGGUCACUGUGAUAUAAUAAAUCAUAAAGGUAAAAAUAAAGGAAAACAAUUCGCAAGGGAAAUGGUGCGGCUUAGCAGGAGAGCAGUGCAGCAAAUGCAGGUUACAGCUAAGAAGCUUUUGCUCUUAGUACUGAGGGAUGAAAGUUCCAGAGCAUUAUUUGAAUUCUUACACAUCCUGCCAACAUCGUAUGUGUGUGUUUGUGUGUGUGUGUGUGUGUGUGUGUGUGAGGGGGGAGGGAUUGAAAGGGUGUCUGUGUGUAUGUGUGUCUGUGAAGAGAUUUGUGUGGUUUCAGCGGUUCAUGGAAUUGCUGCAGCACAGGACUCAGCACAUGUGAACAAACAGAAGGGAGUUCAGUCUGGAGUAUCUUUGAGAGGCGGCCAUUGCAAAUGCCUUCCUCCGUUUCGCUUCAUAAAGUUCCCUCUGCAGAGGGAGGGUAUUCCCUGGCUGGGCGAGAGGGCCACGUGACUGGUACUACUGCGAUACACCACUUGGAGGCUCUCUGUCACCAGCCUUAAACCUGGAAGACUGAGGCAUUUUCCAAUCUACUCGCCUAAUGAAUGUAUAGGAGCUGUUUGUCUAUGAGUGUGUCUGUCCCUCACCUGAAAUUUAAGGGGAUGGCUUUCUUUAUACAGAAACACCUAGGAAGGAGCUAGAGUCAGGUCUUUUCAUCAGGUUAGAAUUCUAAAAGGUUGCCAGAGAAGAUCUGGGACAUUGCUCUUAACAGUGAUCUCCCAUGUCUUAAUUUACUGCAAAAUGUACGGUAGAAAAAUUAAAAAGAGAGAAAGGCUAAGAGAAACCCACUUUGGGAUUUAUAGCAAGAGGGGAAGGGGGAAAUUUCCCCCUCGGGUUCGGUGUGUGUUGACAGACUGAAAGCCUGAUUCUUGGCAACUGUUGAAGGAUUGGCUUUUGGGUGGGGAAGGUCCCACUGACCAACCCUGUUAUGAGACUCCACAUGCUGUGUGAUGGAGUAGCUUCUAUCUGCAGUCAGGCCCAUCAUCGUGCUUCUUUUGACAGGGAAGAUUAUAGAUGGAUUUUGGGGGGACUGGGCCUAUUAUUGAAAGUCUUUGUUUUUUUUUUUUUGGUUUGUUUAUCUACACUUGUUUAUGCUGUGAGCCAUACCUAUUUAAAAAGUUGAUACUCACUUUCAAUAUUUUAUUUCAUAUUAUAUGUCAUGAAUAGUUAUCUUGAUGUAAAUAUAAAGAUUUUUUUUUUGUUUCUGUAGAUAGUAAACUCUUUUUUUUUAAAAAAAAGGGAAAAGGGAAACAUUUUUAUAAAGUUAUAUUUUAAUCACCAUUUUGAUACAUUGUAUACAUGUACACAUUUGCUACAAUGAUACAUUGAUACAAUGUAUAUGUUUUGAUACAUUGAUUACAUCCCCAAGUCCAGAAAAAGAGUGAUGAUUCAUUUGCAUGGAGGUCUAUGGACAGCCACUCAUCUACCUAUUCUAAUUUAAAUGAUAAUCUGGUACAGUUAUUUUAUGCCAAUUAAAUGAGGAUGCUGCGAAGAAUGUUUUUUCACUAGUAACUUUUGCUAACUUUUGGGUUGAUACCUCCCAAGUGAAGUACUUUCUUAACCAAUACUAAAUGUUUGUCAUUGGUGUCCAUUUCUUCCCAACACUUUUUGGUUGUAACUCUUGCUUCAGGACCAUAUACGGAUCUGCUCAUCAUGUAAACAAUCUUAGCUUCUAAGUACACCUUGAUUGUGAUUUCUACUUUUUAUUUCCUCUGAAGUCAUAGAAAAGAGUGUUUACAUUAAAAAUGCCUUUGUUUCUCAUAAAUUGAUAUUAUAUUCUUCCCUUCCAAAGUGAUGGCUUUAUAAUAAUCCAUAGCAUUCUUUAAAUGAGCCAAAGAUAAUGCAAUCAAAAAUAAACAUGGUUUCAAGGCAGAUUUCCCAAUAAGCAGGAAAAUAUGAAAAGGAUCAAAUGGACUCAGACUGUACCUAAAUAAUUACAGCAAUUUCAGUAUUUUUCUGAGUUAACAACAGGUGUUCAUUAUUUAGGACUUAUCGAGUUGUUUUCCUUUUUCUUAGUAUUGCCUGUGUGUCUCAAUGUUUGCAGAAAUUACUGUGAGUCAAACACGUUUCCCCAUGAAUUUAACUGUUCUCCUUCCCUUGCAAAUAAGAGAAGGAAAAAAACGUGUUCAUAUUCACAUACGUCUUGCAUCUAGUUACUUAACAAAACUAAUCUUUUCCCUUUCUCCAAAUGUCUUUCAUCUCUAAAAUAAAUAUAAGUAGAGAAAAAAUCUACGUGUGGAGCAAGUAGAAUGGUGAGAGGGCAGUUGAGAGUCCAUAACCAUUUAUAUAGGCAGCUACAUCAAGGCUGCCUGGCCCCGAGUAGGAGUCAUCCUGGCUGCCAGACUGGAGAGCUUAGCAAACUGCCUGGUGUUUGUUUGUUUGUUUUGUUUUAAGAUCCAUGAAAUAAUAGGAAUACUGGUGGUCAAAACAAUUAGAACCUCUUCAUUUCAUAAUUGUGUUCAUCAGUCCAGGCAGGUUGAUAAUUUUUAUUUCAAAAAUAAAUUGCCAAUAUAUGAAAGCUAGAAGUCAAUUGAAGCAGAGGAGAUUCAUCCAGUGUGUGACUGUCAUACACACAGAAUACAUCCCAAAGGAUGCCUAGGGACAUAAGAAGUUAUUUUCUGUUAGUGAUGUUCUCCCCUUCCUUGGUGACAGCAAUAUUACUGUGUUCACUUCCAACUCCGGAGCUUACUUCCUGUGGUGCCAGUGUAUUUGUUGCAAUUUACUACAUUUUUAUAUGAGCCUAAUUAUAGGUGCCAUUAGAUAAACUCAGGUCUUUCAAAUGAAGGAAUUUCUAGCCCAUUUAGGGUAAGGAUAACUGUAUAGACAGCCAUAAAACCAAUGGUAGGAAAAGUUGGAACUGAUGACCUUGAUGCUAGUGGUUACUCUCUGUUAAGGCGAAGACCAGGUAUACUAUGAGUGUCAUCGUUGUCAUUUCCAAAUGCUAAUAGAGUGUCUUUACAGUUAUCUAUCUAAGGCAACCUUUAGAAUAUAAUUUCCUUGGUGAAAACACCACUUUAGUUUUAUUUUUUUAACUAUAAAAUUAUUUUUUUGUCAUUUAUAUAAGACCUGGUUUUGCUCUCAGUAGAAGAUGAAAACAGUAGCUCUGUACAGGGAUAUAUCUAUAUUGGUCUUUAUAUGACAAGUGAAGGAAUUUCCUCAUGUUAUGUUUAAGAAAAUAUCCACUUUCUAAAAACACGAUACCCAUUUCUUUCUGUUCCAUUUUGAUGGAAUUCCAGAACAAAUCCUAACCAUUGCAAUCCCAGUAAAACUAAAGAAAGGGGAUUGUAUGUCAUGCAGAUUGUUCGUAUUACAUGUAUGUAUGAUGAUUUCCUCGUGUCCCCUGUCUCUCUUGAUUUGCAAUUUCUUGAUGCCCCCUGUCACUUUCCCAGAGAACUUUCUUUCAAGGUAAAAGCUGUGCAAAAGGCAUGAGACUCAGGCCUAUUCUUUGUUUAAAUGAUGGAAAAAUAUAAAUUAUUUUCUAAGUAAUAAAGAUAUAAAAAUUGUCAUUGUAAAUAAAGCCUAAAGUUUGAAAUGA